CUUUACCUUUUUCCUUUACCUCCUCGAUCCCACAAUGGUCAACGCUAUCGCUGUCUUGCAAGGAGCUGCCGCUGCAGUCUAUGGCUAUGUCACUUUCCACCAAUGCGGCCCCAACGAGCCCACUACCAUCUAUGCCAACUUGACUGGUGUUCCCGCUGGCAAGCACGGUUUGCACGUCCAUCAGUUCGGCGAUUUAACCAAUGGCUGUGAUUCUUUGGGUGGUCACUACAACCCCUUCAACAUGACCCACGGUGGUCCUUUUGAUGAUGUUCGCCACGUUGGUGACUUUGGCAACGUCGAAGUCGGUGAAGAUGGCACAACGCACUUUAAGUUGGAUAUCGACAAUGUCAACUUGCUCGGUCCUCACUCGAUCUUGGGACGCGGUCUUGUUUUGCACUCCGGCGAGGAUGAUCUCGGUCGCGGUGACAGCCCCGAAUCCAAGACCACUGGUAACGCUGGUGCCCGUUUGGCUUGUGCUAUCAUUGGCUUUCCUAACACUUCCAACUAAAAGCUGCUAGUGCGGUCCUGUAAAUAGAACUCUAUAUAGUAGUUAGCCGAUAUAAAUUAGCUAAUAUAAUCUAAAACAUAUACGGCUGUAAGGAAAAGACGUCGUAGCUUU
Molecule: messenger RNA, 619 nt
Organism: Zychaea mexicana
Lineage: Eukaryota; Fungi; Mucoromycota; Mucoromycetes; Mucorales; Lichtheimiaceae
Product: copper/zinc superoxide dismutase
Exons: 4
Coding region: 35-508 (157 amino acids)
Biological process (GO): removal of superoxide radicals
Molecular function (GO): copper ion binding; superoxide dismutase activity
Source: RefSeq, a predicted model, not a curated record